Caenorhabditis sp. 36 PRJEB53466 is the source of this 4128-nucleotide messenger RNA. The record is from the annotation of a GenBank genome assembly. Lineage: Eukaryota; Metazoa; Nematoda; Chromadorea; Rhabditida; Rhabditidae.
AUGGUCGACUACUACCAACAGCCGCCGUCCUACCAUCAACCGGGCUACGACUACACCCAGCAGGAAGAGGAGUGGGAUCGCGAAGGACUCCUUGAUCCCGCCUGGGAGAAGCAACAGAAGAAGGUGAGCAAAGGGCAAUCAAUCUAAAGAGAUGUCGCGAAGAACAAUUGCAACCUGAAGAGUCUUUCACACAAGAGUAGAAAAUCAAUUUGGGAUAGCCAUAACACUACACUACUUAUGCCGUGAAUCAACAGUUUUGAUAGCUACCGUAUGUCGUGACGUUGAAAAAUGCGACACGUUAGCCUCAAAGAUCCAACUCCCCCGCAAGCAUGAUGAUGAUCAGGGCUCAGAACCAAUGUUCUUUCAUUUUCCUCUUUCUCUUUCGUCCACAAGCUCAUCUUCAUGAUCCGUCAUUCCAACCUUGAUUUACUUGCAAUUCACGGGGUGAUAAAUGACUCUAUCUCUUCUCUCUCUCUCUCUCUUUCAUUACAAGCAUGUUUUUUCCUCUCCAUUACACACGUUUGCCACGCUUCUCUCGCUCUUUCUCUCAGGAGAAUGGCAAAAAAAAACCGCGGGAGGAAAGAAAGAGAGGAUAAGGAUAACAGAGGCUGACGAGAGAUUUGUGUGGUGCUGGUUCAUAACCGAGUGGGAGUGGAAAGAGCAAGUGACGGGAAGUUGUAAUUUGAGAAGAGCCACACGGCUCAAACCUAAGAAUUAGGGCAAAAAACGUUUGGUAUGGACACCUCGAAGAACAAUUUAACAAAUCGUUUCAGACCUUCACCGCCUGGUGCAACUCUCACCUACGCAAAGCCGGAACUUCAAUCGAUACAAUUGAGGAGGACUUCAGAAAUGGACUCAAGCUCAUGCUUCUUCUCGAGGUCAUCUCCGGAGAGCCUCUUCCGAAGCCGGAUCGCGGAAAGAUGCGCUUCCACAAGAUUGCAAACGUGAACAAAGCUCUCGAGUACAUUGAGUCGAAAGGAGUCAAGCUGGUGUCGAUUGGUGCCGAGGAGAUUGUGGAUGGGAAUGUGAAAAUGACGCUCGGUCUGAUCUGGACCAUCAUUCUCCGAUUCGCCAUUCAGGAUAUUAACGUGGAAGAGUUGUCCGCUCGCGACGGACUUCUCCUCUGGUGUCAACGUAAGACUGCGCCGUACAACAAUGUGAACGUGCAGAACUUCCACAACUCAUGGAAGGACGGUCUCGCCUUCUGCGCCCUCAUCCAUCGUCAUCGUCCUGAUCUGCUGGACUACAGCCAACUGCAUAAGGGAGACCCGAUUCACAACUUGAACUUGGCGUUUGAUAUUGCCGAGAAACACUUGGACAUUCCGAGAAUGCUCGACGCUGAGGGUGAGUAUUACUAAUAUGGUAGUAGGGGGUCAUGUACUUCAAGGAGGAAUAGUGGGUUCUUCAAGAAAAUCCUUCCAUGAACCUAUAGUCAGUUCGAACAAUCUCUUAACUUCAACUAUUCCCCGUUUCCCUACGCUUCUAUCUCCCAUCACAGACGUGGCACGUCAUCCGGACGAAAAGUCAACGAUGACCUAUGUCUCGUGUUUCUACCACGCGUUCCGCAACAUGCGCGAGCCGCCACCGCCGCCUGUCGUCCGUCAGCCACCACCGCAGCGGGUCGUCGUUGCCCCGCCACCGGAGCGCGAUUGGAGAAAAGAUGUGAGCAUCUGUGAAGAUGUCAAACGACGUGCUAUUUGUCCGCCGCCGCCGCGUUCUAGUGUAUCGUGUUCGUGUCUGUCCCAAAAACCGAAUUCAAAAAUGAGUGAAUUGACGUGGUUUUCUCUUUUCAAACUAACACCCACCCUGCUGUUUUUCCGAUAACUGUCUCACAAAAUACAUUCAGAUAUGGCCAACUCACAACCGGACGAGAAAGCAGUGAUGACCUAUGUUUCGUGUUACUACCAUUACUUCAGCGGAAUGCGUAAGGUUUGUAGUGUUUUGUGUCUAAAUUCUAUGUGGUUUGAUAUAAAUGUGAGUUACGGUAUUUAGAAGUACCUCUUAUUUUGUAGCUUCAAAAUACUGUAACCCAGUCUUUUAUUGUUAAGAUGUUCAAAAAAUGAAAUAUGUUUAUAGGCUGAAACCGCUGCGAACCGCAUUUGUCGUGUGCUGAAAGUGAACCAGGAGAACGAGAAGAUGAUGGAGGACUACGAGAACCUGGCCUCUGAUGUAAGACAAUUAUUCAGAUUCUUUAGUUAAGGUAUGUUCUUCAGCUUCUCGCCUGGAUCGCCCGUUGGAUGCCUUGGCUCGCGAACCGUUCCACCGACGACACUCUACAGCAGGCUCAGCAGAAGCUCGAAGACUACCGCAACUACCGUCGUCACGAGAAGCCGCCACGUAUUGAGGAUAAGGGGCGUCUGGAGACGCUCUUCAACACUCUUCAGACCCGUCUUCGUCUCUCCAACCGUCCUGCUUUCCUACCACGCGACGGACAUUUGAUCAAGGACAUCAAUGCCGCGUGGGCCGGACUUGAGGAUUCGGAGAAAGGAUUCGAGGAGUGGCUUCUUUCUGAGAUUAUGCGCCUCGAACGCCUCGAGCACUUGGCCGAGAAGUUCCGACGCAAAUGCGCACUUCACGAGGAAUGGGCUCAUGGCAAAGAAGACGCUCUACGUAGCAACGACUGGAGAAGCUGCGGGCUUUACAAGAUCAAGGCUCUCCGCAAGCGUCACGAAGCUUUUGAGAGUGACCUUGGCGCCCAUCAGGAUCGCGUUGAGCAAAUCGCCGCCAUUGCUCGCGAGCUCAACAAUCUUCGCUACCCGGAUAUCGGACCGAUCAACGCUCGUUGCCAAGCAAUCUGCUCUCAAUGGGACCGUCUCGGACAACUCUCUUCGAAGCGUCGUGAGACCCUCGAGGAUGCCGAGCGCAUUGCCGAACGCCUCGACUCCCUCUACUUGGACUUUGCCAAGCGAGCUGCUCCGUUCAACAACUGGCUCGAUGGGGCUCGUGAAGAUCUUGCCGAUCUGGUUAUUGUGCACGAAAUGCGAGAAAUUGAGGAGCUGGUCACUUCGCACGAUCAGUUCAAGUCGACGUUGGGAGACGCGGACAGAGAAUUCACAAGCAUCAACCAGAUCGAGCAAGAAGUCGAGCAUCUGGUCACUUCGCACGGUCUUGACAGAGAGCUUCUGCGCAACCCGUACACUGAUUUGUCGGCCACCGAUAUCCGUAGAAAGUGGGGAGAGGUUCAGAGCUCUGUGCCACGUAGGGAUUCGCAGCUGCAAGCGGAGCUUAGAAGACAGCAAAGUGAGCUGAAAAGAGAGAAUGACUAAUGUGUUUAAACGUUUUUUGUUUCAGACAAUGAACGCCUCCGAACCAUCUUUGCCGAGAAGGCGAACCAAGUGGGCCCGUGGCUGGAACGCGAGCUCGAGCAAGUGCUUGCUAUUGGCCUUGGACAGCGUGGACGCCUCGAGGAUGCCAUCCAACAGCUCCGUUCCAUCCAACGCAACGUCGUCGGCUACAGACCGAACCUUGACGAACUCGAGAGAAUUCAUCAGGAGAUGCAGGAGAACUUUGUCUUCGAGAACCGCAAGUCCCGCUACUCGAUGGAAUCGCUUCGUGUCGGAUGGGAGACCCUGCUCACCAGCAUCAACAAAACCAUCAACGAGUACGAGAACCAGGUGCUUCUUCGUGAUUCGAAGGGCAUCAGCGAAGAGCAGAUUGCCGAGUUCCGCUCUUCGUUCAGUCAUUUCGAUAAGGAACGUGCCGGACUUGAUCCCGAACAGCUCAGGGCGUGUCUCAUCUCCGUCGGCUACACCAUCCGACCAGGCCGUGAGGGCGACGCUGAGUUGCAUCGCGUUUUGGCUCAUGUCGACCCGAACCGUAUGGGACGAGUUCCAUUCGAGGCGUUCUUGGAUUUCAUGACCAAGGAGAAUUCGGAUCAGGAUACUGUCGAACAGAUGAUUGACUCGUUCAGAAUAUUGGCUUCCGGAAAGGUGACACGCGUUAUGAUGCAAAUCCAAUUCUCACAAACAUUUUUUGCAGACGUUCAUCACCGCCGAAGAGCUCGAACGUGAGCUGCCGCGAGACCAGGCCGCCUAUUGUAUGGCCCGAAUGGCUCCGUCCCGAGAGCCAGGAGCUCCGCCCCGAUCGUUCGACUAUGUCACGUUUUCCCGCAGUCUUUACUCCCAGUAA